Hydra vulgaris (swiftwater hydra) is the source of this 2063-nucleotide messenger RNA. RefSeq lists its product as uncharacterized. The record is from RefSeq and is a predicted model, not a curated record. Lineage: Eukaryota; Metazoa; Cnidaria; Hydrozoa; Anthoathecata; Hydridae.
UCAAUGUUUACAUUUCCGUCGCAUGCGCACUAGGUGGCAGGAAUUUAAAAACCGAUUUGCAAACAUUGAGAACGUUUAUUAAACAAACAUUGAUAUAAUUAAUCUGCUUGCUAACUUAAUUAGAUUAAAUUUUUUUUUAAAUUCUUAAAAUAUAAUGCCUGACAGUUGUUGUGCUAUAGGGUGUAUGAAUAAAAGGAUAAAAGGCGAUAAAAACUUGAGUUUUUACCGCAUUCCUUUUGGAAAUACAGAAACAUCAAAAAACAGAAGAGUUUUAUGGUUGCAAGCCUUAAAACGUAAAAACUGGCCAAUAAGUAUGAUUGAUAACGCAAGAUUAUGUAGUAAACAUUUUAUUUCAGGCAAAAAAUCAGACAAUCCUAAUAGUCCUGAUUAUGUUCCAUCUGUUUUUUUAUACAGACAGCAAUCUUUUUCAAAAAAACAUCAAAGUAUUGAAAGAUUUGAAAGAAGUUGUAAAAGAACAAAAAAAAAUACUGAAGAUAAUUUAUCUCAAACAAAAGCUGAAAAUGAACAGAUGUCAGUUAAUAUGGAUGCAGUAACAUCAGUCGACCCUUUCAAAUUAAAUCAAGAAUCUCAGACUGAUGAUGUUAAUUUUGUUGCUGAGCUACAUUCUAAAGUCAAAACUUUGAGUAAAAAUAAUGUUGAAUUAAAGAUUACAAUAAACAAAGCUAUAACAUCAUCUGUUUCUCAAUAUAUUUCGUUUGAAAAACUAAAAGAUGAUAAUUCACUUUUAUCUUUUUAUACUGGUUUGCCAAAUGCAAAUUUAUUUUUGUGGUAUUUAUCAUUGUUUGAAGAUUGUGUAAAACCAAUGAAAAAUAUACCAAUGGAAGACCAUUUAUUGCUAAUAUUAAUGAAAAUCAAACUUGGAUUUUUAAAUAAAGACUUGAGCUUUAGAUUUGGUUUUUCUGAGCCAACAGUCACUAGAAUAUAUAGAUCUUGGCUUCCAAUUAUUGCUGAAAAUGUUAAGUUUUUAAUUGUUUGGCCAGAAAAGCAUGUUUUGCGAAGAAAUUUGCCAACAAGUUUUUGCAAAAAGUUCUAUAAUUGUGUUGCAAUAAUUGAUUGCAUGGAAAUACUCAUUGAAAGACCUUUUAGUCUUCAUGCUCGAGCUCAAACUUGGUCAAAUUAUAAAAACAACAACACAAUUAAAUAUCUCAUUGGUAUAACUCCAUCAGGUGCUGUAAGUUUUUUAUCCCCUGGAUGGGGUGGUAGAGUUUCAGAUAAAGAAAUUACAAUUAAAUCUGGAUUUUUAGAAAAAAUAACCCAUGGAGAUUGUGUACUUGCUGAUAGAGGAUUUACACUUGUUGAAGAAUUUGCUACAAAAGGUGGGAUUUUAAAAUUACCAAAGUUUACCAAAGGAAAAAAGCAGAUGUCUUCUGCUGAAGUUGAUGAAUCACGUCAAAUUGCACAUGUAAGAAUCCAUGUUGAAAGGGUAAUUGGACGGUUAAGAAAAUUUCGAAUUCUUCAGAACAUUAUCCCAUUAACUCAAGUUGAUUUACUUGAUGAUGUUAUGGUAACAAUAACUUCAUUAGUAAAUAUUAACAGUAGUGUUGUUCCUCCAAGCUCAUAGGAGUGAAAAACCUUUUUAUUUUAACUUUAUUUUGUAUUAUCUUACAUUUGGAUUGUCUCAAGUACUCUCGAGUCCUUAAUACAAGGGGAAGGGGGUGGUUUGUCAAGAUCUAAUGAAAGUAGGGGGUGAGAAUUUAUACUAAAAGUUUUAUUAUUUAUUAGUUACUAGUAUAUAUUUUGUAAAUUAUAAGGCCGAUUUUCACUGAAUUAUUUUUUUAGUUUCGAUAGUUUUAGAAACUUUUUGUUGAUAACAAGUGAAAAUUAAUAAACAGAGUGGUCUUAAUAAGCUUAAGGUAGGUGGGAAAGUUUUCAAAAAUUUAAUAGAAAUCCCCCCUACCCUUCUAAUAAAGACUCGAGAGUAGUAAAUUUUAUAUUACUAAAUAAUAAGAAUUGUUAACAGUUUAUUGAUUUUUUAUUUCUGAAAAAAGUGCCAAAAUGUCGUUGACAAAGUAAGAUAUUUAAUAAAUAUAAUAUAUCCUUUA